This is a messenger RNA of Radiomyces spectabilis, 486 nucleotides long. Its product is annotated as 30S ribosomal protein S21e. Gene Ontology annotation, cellular component: ribosome; cytosolic small ribosomal subunit. The transcript is spliced from 2 exons. Lineage: Eukaryota; Fungi; Mucoromycota; Mucoromycetes; Mucorales; Radiomycetaceae. The coding region runs from base 5 to 265 and encodes 86 amino acids. The record is from RefSeq and is a predicted model, not a curated record. Gene Ontology annotation, molecular function: structural constituent of ribosome. Gene Ontology annotation, biological process: translation; endonucleolytic cleavage to generate mature 3'-end of SSU-rRNA from (SSU-rRNA, 5.8S rRNA, LSU-rRNA); endonucleolytic cleavage in ITS1 to separate SSU-rRNA from 5.8S rRNA and LSU-rRNA from tricistronic rRNA transcript (SSU-rRNA, 5.8S rRNA, LSU-rRNA).
AACCAUGGAGAACUCUGAAGGCAGACUCGUCGAUCUCUACAUUCCCCGCAAGUGCUCGGCCACCAACCGUCUCAUUAACGCGAAGGACCACGCUUCCAUCCAGCUCAACGUUGCUGAUGUCGAUGCCGAGGGUCGCUACACCAAGACCUUCUCCACCUACGCUCUCUGCGGUUUCGUUCGCAAGGAAGCCGAAGCUGAUGACUCCAUCAACCGUCUUGCUACUCAGGAUGGCUACUUGAAGAACGUCUGGUCGUACCAGAAGUAAAAGAAAAACAUUCAAUUUUUCAACUUCCGAAACACGCCAAAUCCGAGAUCAAAUAAAAGCAAACCAAAAAUAUUUCAUAUCUUCAUGGGACAAGUUGGUGGUUUCAUAAUGAACUGAAGGAGGCAUUAUUGGCUAUGUUUUUCGUUAGCCCAUUUAUUUUUUACUUGUCUGGCCUAUAUAUAAUUAGCACAGUGGAUCUUUUUUUUUUUUUUUUGGGUGGU